Syngnathus typhle (broad-nosed pipefish) is the source of this 4149-nucleotide messenger RNA. Its product is annotated as transmembrane protein 132C-like. The record is from RefSeq and is a predicted model, not a curated record. The transcript has 10 exons. Bases 1 to 3450 code for a protein of 1149 amino acids. NCBI's taxonomy places the organism in Eukaryota, Metazoa, Chordata, Actinopteri, Syngnathiformes, Syngnathidae.
AUGUUUAACUUUCUCCUGCGUCUCAUGUCGCCCGUGGUGACAGUUGCUGUGCUCACGGCGGUAAUAAAAGAUGUUGAGAGCCAGCAAAAAGAUACCAAGACCUCGAGUCCACAACCGGUUUAUCCUGCAGUCAGAUUUCGGGUCCUCAAUGCCGAUCAUGUGGUUUUGACGCAGGACAGUCCUGACCCACAAGGGAACUCCAGCCUGAAGGCUCACUCACAAACUUUUCUCAUCACUGAUCCAGGUUCUGGUUUACUCAAGACGGUUCUGAAUGCCUCAUACGGUCCGCUCAGUGUGGACGCCCCAAUUCCACCAGAGGUGCUGCUCAGUGGACGCAGGAUUAUACCGGUCAUUUUAGGGCGCCAGGUGCGUUCCUCAUCCCGGGUGGUCAAAAUCCUCUUCCACAUGCCUCGUGAACUCGGCGGAGCUCAGGAAAACACGCCCGACGGCGCUCAUUGCGUGACAGCCUACGCCUUCUGGGGGACGAGGGAAGUCCGCGGGGCAUGUCUGGUAUCCCCGGAUAGGUUCUGUGUAGCGCAGCUGAAACCCGAACCAGCCUGGUUCAGUUCCUCCACUCGACCCGGCGGAUCCAGCAAAGAGCGAACCGAAACCGUAAAGGGGCUUCAGGGAAAUCUCGUGGAGGUCUACUUCCAGAGUCGGAUGGACCAGACAGGCCUGUGUACGCCUCAGGAUAGCCUGCAACGAGUCGGAGUAGGGAGGGCGGGGGUCCAGGAAGGGUCAGGAACACCCUUGAGAAGAAUAGGAAAUGUUAACCUUCUUAAAACUCCACCUGGGAACGCAACCUAUUCUCGUCUGAGAUUAGGAGGAGCCUUAGUCAUCCAGACCUCCUCCAAACCUCUCAGGUCUGAUGAUGUUCUGACUUUUUACGUCUUCCUUGCAAGUACAUCAACCUUGGAGAGUUUCACACUUAGGGCGACGGUCAAGCCGGGAUUGUCGUUUGUCACCGUGCGGCCCAGUGACCCGAUACUGUGGGACGUCAAAAGAGAACCCGGCAGAGUCAUCAUCCCAAACACCGUCUCGGUGGUUUGCCGAAGGAAGGUUGCGCUCACGCCAAAGAGGGGACUUGUCGAAGUUCUGCAGUUGGACUUUGUGCCAAAAGAUGUUUCAGAGCUGGUUGAGACUCACACAAUCUCCUGGAGACUGGAUCAGCCGGGGAACGUCAGAGAUGUGGGCCAGAUGCGGAUCUACACCACCCAGAGAGACUAUGUGGGACUGGCCCCUCUGGUCAUGAGCACCGAUAUAUUGAACACGGCCGUGCUGACAGGCAAAGUGGUCAAAGUCCCCGUGAAAACUUUGGCAGUGGAGGCCGGCGGCGCCAUCGUCGACGUCAGCAGUUUAACCAGCUGCAGGUCCACUGACAAAGACGUUCUCAAGGUUUCCGAGCGUUGCGACUUUGUCUUCGUCACCGGCAAGGAGUCAAACGGGAAGAGCCGAGUGAUGAUCAACUUCACCUACGGCUUCCUAAGCGCGCAGUUGGAGGUGAACGUGUGGAUGCCGCGCCUCCCGCUUCGUAUCGACGUGGCCGACCCCGAACUCAACCAAAUCAAGGGCUGGAGAGUUCCCAUUACCGGCAGCAACCGAAAGCCCACCUGGAAUAGCGAAGAGGAGGAGGAGAUGCGGAAGGGCAGGGGUUGCAUGCUGCAGUAUCAGCACUCCACAUUGAGGGUGAUUACAACCUUCGAGGCCCAAUCAGGAGCAUUGCCAGACUUGCUAACCGGGGCCAAGCCGGUUGAUUAUUUCCUGGGUCCUGAUUGGCAGGUGGACGUGACCAAUCUAGUGCGCUACUAUCUAAACGUGGCAGACCCAGAUGUGGCCAGGAUUCAAGAUGGAGAAGUUCUUCAAGGACGAUCUGUGGGCAAUACUACCGUUCAAGUGGUCUCUCCGCUCACAUCAUCAGUCCUGGCCGAGAAGGCCGUCACAGUGGUGGACGAUAAAGUGAGCGUGAUGGAGUUGGGAGUACAGUUGGUGUCUGGACUUUCGCUGUCCCUGCAGCCCGGCCCGGGGAGCAACAGCGCCAUUGUUGCCAUGGCAACUACUCGCGAGACCAUCACACAGCUCAAACAGGAAGCCGCCGUCAAUUGCUGGGUCCAGUUCAGCGACGGCGCCAUCGUCCCUCUAACGAUCUUCGACCGCAGUAUCUACUCGCUAACGGUCUCCACUCCAGAUGAGACUGUGGCUACAGUUCGCCGUACUCCGCAGUUCACCUUUGUUGUGGCGCAAAGCGAAGGGCGGGGCCAGGGGGCGCUGGUCAGAGUAGAGUUGAAGAUUUGCGAGGAAUGUCAGAAAUCUAAGAGGAAGAGCAAAUUGGCGGUCGGGACGGGGCUCCUACGGAUGAACGUCCAGGGUGGCGGUCAAGGUUUUGGAGGAAAGGACGGCUAUGGUCAAGAGAAAAAUUCAAAUGGAGUCACUUCAGAAAUGGCAGGAGAGCUUAAAACAACCAUGGCGUCCCAGCGUUUAAUCACAGAUGGCUUCAGGACAGUACCAGAAACCAGCAGCAUGACCGGAAGCGUGCAGUCACCCGUUGCUUGGACUGCAGCAACCCGCAAAGCUACACAAAGUUCUCCAUCUAUGGCCACGCCCACUUUGAUUGUCAUCGUGGAGACAUCCACAAGCACUGCCAGACCUGCUGAUACUACAACUAGUGUCCAGAAGAGAGGCUUUGGCAACAUGCUUGAGAACCCCAAUUCACCCCCAAACAAAUCUAAAUCCGACGUUUCCCAGAAGAAAGAAGCUCCCAAACCCAGGUCACCCAAAGUCAUCGAGAGUGACCUCAUACGUACAUUCCGCUCCAUGUCCGAUUUGGAAAUUGGCAUUUAUUCCUUAGUGGGUGUGCUGUGUAUCGCUAUCUUUGGGUUUUUGCUUAACUGUGCUUUACACAGACUCUGUUUCCGAAAUCACAAGACCCCUAUAAAAGCAGGACCGACACCCAGCGGGGACGCAAAAGAUCAUAAGCAUGACUGGGUGUGGUUAGGGAGCAACAAUCCGCAAUCCGGACCCCCUAAAACGUCAACGCUGACCCGCCGCUCGACCGAUACCAAGGGCCACCGCGGCACGGAUAGCACCCUACCCACCGCGGGUCCCGCCGUCGCCAGCGUUCCCGAAAGAACUGCCACCUUGGGCCGCAACAGAACCGGCUCCCAACAGCAGCUUCACAGAAAAGUCGUCGACCCAAUGGCGAACCGUUCGGCCACCUUGCUCGCCAGGCCUCACCGGAACGAGCCUCUCCACUCGCCAACUAGUAAGAGGAACCAGGUCCAGUUCACCACCUUCACCACAUUGGACAUCAAACACUUGGCUGCGCUGAAGAGCAACGGCGUGGACUUUAACUGGACCAACCAGCAGCAAGAGCAGGCGCCCCCUGCUGAGCCACAGUUGCCACUACCUGACAUGCCGUGGCCGGUCGUCAAACCCCAUGGAGACCCCCAGUGAGUUUUUCGGGGUGUUCCGACCAAAUCCACAGAACAGUUUACCUUAAGAUAUGCUAACCAUCGGGCUAACAUGCUACCCCAUGAAAUAUAUGAAACAUCUGUAAAUAUUGGUGCACUUUUUUACAAGUGCUGUAAUGUAAUUUAUUCUUUUUACCUUGUUUUUAUAGUCCCUAGCACUUCGCGGACUUUGUGCAAUUGGUCAGAAAAUACGCAACAUUUGUUAUGUUAAUUUUAGCAAUCUGUCACAGCUGCAUCCGGUGAUAUUUAUGGAAAUGAAAGUAUGUUAUGCAAAUAUAAUCUUUGCCGAGUUUUGUAAUUAAUUUGGGGAUAAGUUAUUUCCCAUUGUUUUUCCCUGGCGGCACUGAAGAUAUUGUAGGUAAUGGUUAUUGUCUAACCUUCUCAUGUUUAAAAUGGAAGCAAUAAAUAUUCAACAGAUUUCAUAUGUACAUAUAAUUAUAUCAUGAUGCCUUUUAUACGUAGCCUCCCAUUAGUCUGAUAAAAAGAUUCUGCCCAAAAAAGGACAAGUAGAUGUACAGUAUUAGUUGAAGUGAAAUUUGCUUUCAUUCAUUUAUUGUUUUAAAAGCUUUUCAAUAGCGGAGUCAUUCACAUGAAAGCCGCGUCGUGAAUGAUUUGGAUUAUCGACUAAUGCCCGUGCGAUGAAUCAGCGGGGUUUGAUUAUUUAAUUACUAUCGAAUGGGAU